AUGGAAGCGUCGUCGGGUCUUCCCGACUCGCCGAAAGAGCCCCCCGUCAUAGGAGGCGGCGACGACCACAGCGUCAACCUCCUCACCAUCAGCCCUCCCGAUCCCCUACAGCCCAUUUCCCACAACCAACAGCGCGAAGGCCCCUCCUUACUGUCGCCCAAAGACGGUCGCGACAACUCGGUUGCCGAAAAGGUCAGCCAAUUCAACUCGAUGGCCCUCCAUGCCAAACAGCAGGAGCGCAAAACAACCGAUGCCGCUCUCCAGCGAGCCGUGCUCGGGCGCGAGGAGGCAGAGGCCGAAGUGCGACGACUGCGUGAGGAGGUCAAGGUGCUGAGGCAGCAGGUUGAGGAAGGGAAGGAGAGGGAGAAAAAGGUUUCCCACAGACUGGAAGUUGUUAUGGAGGACUACGGUCGCGCCAAGGAAUCCCUCGCCCACACCCAAGCCAUCUGGGAGAAGGAGAUCCGCAAAGCGCGCAAGGAGGCCUUCAAAGCGCAGUCCGACAUUGUCGAAUUGCAAAAACAGCUCAAAUCCACUCGCACCGCUUUGAAAACCGCCGAAACGGAACUGCACACCAGCCGAGCCGCGCAAAAGGCUGCCGAAGAAGAACUCGAGCAACAAAAGGGACGAACACAGGCGCGCGAACAGGAAGCCAUCGAAGCGAGAAAUGUCUUGGCCGGGCUCCAAGAACAACUGAACAAAGCGCUGGAACACAUCAAUACUUUGGAGAUGGAAAGGGACGCGUUCAAGGCGCUAGCUAAGAGCGAGGAGCUGGCACGCAUUGCGGCCGAGGGAAAGAUACCACUACCGGAGUCGAAAGAUGUCGAAAUGGGCGGCAUGGAACCACCACAACCAGAAGACGACUUCGCCGCUCUCAAGUCUUAUAUCCACCACACCGCCGACCUCAGCCAUUCCGCGACAAGUGAAUCCGAAAUCGAAGAACUCAAAGAACUCUGGCAGUGGGAGAAGCAACGAGCUGAUCGUGCUUUGGAGCUAAUCGCUUUCAUGGAAGUUGAAUGCAACCUUAAAAUGUGCGCCGGCGCCCGGGCGGCUUCCAAGAGGCCAAGUAUCGGGGGCAUGGACGGUGCGAAAAGGAAGUGGUCGGAAAUCAGCCCUCACAAAGUCACGGAUGCGGGUGAUCUGGUGAUUCUUAGGGACGCUUCACCAUCACCCUGCGGGGACAAGGUCUCGCCUCCGUCGGCUAAGAGGACGAAGACUGAGCAGCUCAGGGCCGAAAGUGCAAAGAAGUCGGGGCAGAAAAGCAAAGUCUUUUUACCAGAGCAGGGGAUCUUCCGUACCGUAUCACAGGAGGAGUUGGACAAGCUACAAGUACCCGCCGUGCCCGUUAACGGCGCGAAAGAGCGUGAAGGCCUCUACAAGCGACAACGACACCAGCGGACAACCGAUCAGUCCUCACGCAUGGCGGAUUCCCGAAUGGGCGAGUCACAAGCUUGGUCGGAGAUGCAGGAUAGUGUCAUGUCGAGACAUCGAAGGACACCGGAUAGUGACGGUGUGCCCGACUAUGUGCUGGACUCGGAGAGGGCGUCGUUGCAGAGUUUGUUGACGGCGCCACACAAGCGGUAUGCCGAGUCAAUCAGCAGCGAUGUGAUGGGGAACAUUCCUACGAUACCAGCCUCCUCGGUCAUCAGCUCCGUCAUGUCUGGAUCGGUACAAACCAUUACUGCCUCGACCGCUACGGCUACCACUAGCAUCCAGCAAAGCCAUCUCAACUGGGAAGAACCCGUGCUUCAUAGCAACAGUCAAGAACAAAAAGAAAACGUACCACCCCCUCAACCAAGGGAGAACGAGGGAGCAGAAGGGGAUAGGGCUAACUCCCGCUCCAGCCACGAUAGCCAGAAGUCACAGCCGCAACCACCUAACCACACUCCGGGGCCCGCCUCACGACAUAUCGAUCACCUCUCCGAGUCUAAGCUAGGCUACUCGCCCUCCAGCCUAGCGCACGCAUCGAUGUUUGGAUCUACCAUGAACUCAAGCACCAUCACGACCAAGGUUCCUCUCAAGGAGGCGUCUACCAAUGCAGACCUUGGCAUGAUAUUCAGAACCCCUUCGAAGGGAAGCGUCGCUAGCGCCACCAGCGAAAACGCAAUGGACAUUGACGGCGACAUCAACAUCACCAAAUCGCGGUCGGAAUCGAGGGGUGAACUCCCUGUAUCCCGGGAAGAAGCCCUGGCCAUGAUCCGCGAGCGCCGCGAACGCGGCCGAAGUCGUGAGAUCAAAUCCCGACCUCAAUCCCCCGAGAAGCGACCCCUCUCGCCAGUAAAACGUCCCGCCUCGCCCGAAAAACAGCGGCCAGACAGCCCCGAGAAGCGGGACAGAGACCGGGACCCCACCCCCAAGAAACGAGACGCGUCACCAAACAAGUCGGGGCGCGCUCCAUCGCCGAACAAGAGACCCGAGUCCCCCAGCAAGCGCGCGCCCUCCCCGAACAAGCAGAGGAACGCUUCACCUACCAGACGACCACUAUCGCCGAGCAAGCGCACACGGUCGCCGAGCAAGGCCAGGGUCAUCAGCAAUGACUUGAGCUAUGCCGGUGUGCUUAAGAAGAGCACCGACGUGAUGACGACGCCUGGCGAAGGGACUAGGAGCUUUAGUGCGCCAACGGCGGCUACGGAGGCGAGGGCGGCAGGGAAGGAGAAUCAGAGAGGUUUAAAGUCUUAGUGGGACAUUGGAAUCGCGAAGCUGACUCCGGGGAGGAAGGGGAGGAGGAGUGGGUGGUGAUAUUGGUUUUGAGGGGUGACGAGUACGAUGAAGAUGAUGGGAAUUGUAUAAGGAAGAGGAGGUAACAUGCGAAAAAGUUUGUAUACCCACUACACUCGCUCUCUCGGGUCGUGGCCUGUUAGCAGCACAAAGGCACAAAAAGCUGGCAGUGCUGGAUAAUGUCGACUAUC
Molecule: messenger RNA, 2906 nt
Organism: Neurospora tetrasperma FGSC 2508
Lineage: Eukaryota; Fungi; Ascomycota; Sordariomycetes; Sordariales; Sordariaceae
Exons: 2
Coding region: 1-2676 (891 amino acids)
Source: RefSeq, a predicted model, not a curated record